Molecule: messenger RNA, 2607 nt
Organism: Trypanosoma rangeli
Lineage: Eukaryota; Euglenozoa; Kinetoplastea; Trypanosomatida; Trypanosomatidae
Product: metallo-peptidase, Clan MA(E), Family M1
Exons: 1
Coding region: 1-2607 (868 amino acids)
Biological process (GO): proteolysis; peptide catabolic process
Cellular component (GO): cytoplasm
Molecular function (GO): metalloaminopeptidase activity; peptide binding; zinc ion binding
Source: RefSeq, a predicted model, not a curated record
AUGUCAUCUGCCACACCCUCCGUGAGGCUGCACAACCCAUUCGUGCCGAGCGCGUACGAUCUGCGUGUAAGCGUGGAUCUUUCAAACUGGCGGUAUGAGGGGAAAGAGACGGUGGUGCUGCGGCGAUCGCCAGACGUUGCGGAGUCGCGGGAGAUGCAGUUGCACUGCGGUACAUCGAUGAAUGUUCAGUCCGUGACGGGUGCCACCAUCAAGGGACGCGAUGAAAAGGCAGAGACCCUGCGGCUGCGGCUGGAGGGAGAACUUACGGAUGCUCAUACAUUGACCUUUGCGUUUUCCCACGAAAUUCGGGAAGAGAUGCGUGGUUUGUACCGAGCGGUCUUCAAAACCAGCGACGGUGUCGAGCACAGAAUGGCGGCGACACAUUUUGAACCGACUGCCGCGCGGCUUUUUUAUAUCUGCCAGGAUGAGCCGUCAGCGCGCGCGGAUUUCACUCUGCACGUUUCCUUGCCAUCGAGCAUGGCAGGGUUUACAGUGUUGUCUAACGGCCCCCUCAAAUUUAAAGAAACUCAAGGUAACAUUGUGACACAUCAUUUUGAAACCAUUCAUGCCGUCCCUCCGUACCUUACCUCCUGCUUCGUAGGGGAGCUUGAGUCUGCCGGGGCCACCGCCUGCGGCAUACCUGUGAAUGUUUAUACCACAGUUGGCAAGGUGCAAAAAGCUCGUUUUGCUUUAAAGACGGCUGUUUUUGCGUUGGAGUACUUUGAAAAGUUCUUUAAAUGCAAAUAUCCGCUGCCCAAGUUGGACGUUGUGGCGGUGCCUGACUUUCCCAUUGGUGGGAUGGAGAAUUGGGGCUGCAUUGCGUGUGUGGAGUCUAUCCUACUGGACGAGCAUGCCUCCAGUGUCACCACUUUGAAGUCAGUGGCUUCGCUGAUCUGCCACGAAGUCUCUCACAAUUGGUUUGGCAACCUUGUGACUAUUAAUUGGUGGGAAGGGCUCUGGCUUAAGGAGGGGUUUGCCUCAUGGUGCGGGUACGACGCGGCCCACCACCUGCAACCGUCGUGGAAGUGUGACGAGGAUGCUGCUAUGGAUGUGACUAGUGCCCUCGUAAGCGACAUGUACGAGCACAGUCAUCCAGUUGAGGUGCCUAUUCAUGACCCAGCUGAGAUCACGCAGAUAUUUGACGCCAUCAGCUACGACAAAGGUAUGGGGUUAGUCUUCAUGUUGCAGGCGUUUCUGGGCGAACAAAAGUGGGCGGCCUCUGUGGCCCAUUACAUCCAGAAGCAUCAAUACAGCGACACAAGGACAAUUCAGCUCUGGCAAGCGUUAGAAGAAGCCUCUGGCCUCCAGCUCACCGAGGCCAUGCAAUCCUUUACAACGCAGAUGGGAUAUCCCAUUAUUCACGUCACCCGUCCUACACCCAACAUGGUGGUUCUGCGGCAAGAGCCUUGUCAGUUCGUGACUGCGGUGGAGCGAAAGAAAACACUAUGGUGUGUGCCCGUAGUUCUUCAGGGUGAGGGCGGGGUCACGCAUCGCGUCACCCUGCGCGGGAAUCAACCACAACAAGUUGAACUCCCAGCAGAAUUUGCCUCCUCCGCGUGGAUCAAUGCCAACCCCUCUGGAAAGGGUUUUUUCCGUUGCCGGUACGAUGAUAAUAUUUGGUCAGCGUUAUUGGGUGCUUACAGCUCCCUUACUGCUCCAGAUCGCCGUACUUUAAUAGCUGAUACACUGGCGUCCAUUUACAUGGGGAAUGAAGACUUUGAUCGUCUGGCCAUCUUCCCCUCACUCCUGGCUGAACAGGAAUUGGGGACGAGUGUCUGGGAGGUAUACUACAAUAGCAUGGAGGCUUUACUCCCCAUUUUGGAUGAUGAUGGUGUGAGGAAUGACCUGCAGCAUAAUCUUAUGUUCAAUAUUUGUGAAAGGGCCAAAAAGCUAUUGAAUACAGAGCCAAAUACCGUGGAAGAACGCUUGGGACGUGCCUUCUACAUUAAUGCAGCCAUCUCUACAGCGUUGAAAUGUAUGUCUUUGGAAGAUGCACUGCAAUGUCCGAGUGUGAACUGGGCACUUAAGCAAGCGGAAAGUUAUAUGCAAGGUGGCGUGCAUUCGCUAGAUACACUUGCCAUGUCCCUUUCAGCCUACGUGCGACUUGGCCCAAAUGAUGCGGCAGCGCGAACCGAGGCCUUAUGGAGGCGUUACACCACGGUCCAUGACAGCGAUGAGGUAUGUCGUUGUAUUAUACGCGCUCUUUGUUGGGCCACAGACCCUGAAUGUGUUGAGAGCACGGCAAAGAAGUGUAUUUACAAUGAGGGCAUUCGUGCACAGUACGGCGGUGUGGUCUUUGCAGCAAUAGCUACUAACCCCUCAAUGCCAAACGGUUAUGCCUGGUCACUGUUCAAGAAGCAUUUCCAAGGGGUGGACAAGCAGUGGGGAAGUGGAACCUUCCGUAUACAAACCAUUGUGAAGAAUGUUGCCUCCUCUCUUACGGGAGAGACCCAGGCAAAGGAGUUUGAUGCGUUUUUUCAAAACCAUCCGAUGCCUCACGCACGGUUGGCCAUUCAUUGUGCUAUGGAGGACAUUCGACUGCGUACGUGGCUGAGGUCGAAGUGGGGUGUUGGGUCAAAACUCAGUCGCAUUUUCUUCCCAUGCUAA